Tachysurus vachellii is the source of this 1631-nucleotide messenger RNA. RefSeq names its product ankyrin repeat domain 22 (gene ankrd22). The transcript is spliced from 6 exons. Gene Ontology annotation, molecular function: protein binding. Lineage: Eukaryota; Metazoa; Chordata; Actinopteri; Siluriformes; Bagridae. Bases 230 to 805 code for a protein of 191 amino acids. The record is from RefSeq and is a predicted model, not a curated record.
GGGUGUUACAACAUCCAGUGCCUUGUGGGGUGUGGUGGGAGUCACAUCCUUCACGUGUCUAAUGUUAUAUUCCAUGUUCUGAUAAGAGCUUGAUCAGUCUCAGGGUCUUCAUUAAUUAACAAAGAAAAUACACAGCUGUACUAAUUUCCCACAGAUCCACAGGAGACACCACCAUUCAUCUAGAGGGACUUUCCUACACAUGACACGUGACUGAGACAGAGACAGCGUUAUGGGGAUCCUGUAUUCAGAGCCUAUUUGCCAAGCAGCUUACAAUGGUGACCUCCACCAGGUGUACAAACUGCUCAAGGCUGAUGCCAAGAAUUUAAAUAUUCAGGAUGAAUUAUUCGGAGACACACCACUUAUAGCUGCUUGUAAGGGUGGAAAUGUCAACAUCGCCAAAUACCUUUUAGAACACGAAGCAGAUGUAUCUGUAAGAAACAAGAAACAAAGGACUUGCCUGCACUAUGCUGCAAAAAAGACAUUUUCCUUCUUGGAUUACCUCAUGAUUGUUAUUCUCAUGCCCGUCCUAUUGAUUGGAUACCUUAUAUUGAAAACGAAACAGAUGGAGCAUGUGCGGCUGCUGGAGAUGAUGAUAAACAGUAAAGCAGACAUUAAUGCUGUCGACUAUAAAGGCAACACUGCACUUCACUAUACUUGCCAGUGUAAAAGUCACAAACUCGUUCCACUGUUACUGGAGGCAAAGGCAGAUACUUUGAUACAGAACAAAAAUGGUGAAACGCCACUGGAUAUUGCAAUCAGACUAAAAUUCAAAAAAAUUAUAGUAAUGCUGGAAAAAUCAAAAUGAAAUCAUUCCCUAUUUGAGUGCAAAUGGAUCGUUUUGAUAUAGUGAUCAGCUUUGAAUUUCAAGAUGUCUACAGGUCAAUAAACCAGCAUUCAUAAGAACGCUUAGCUUUAAAUCAUGACUACCAUUUUCUCAUUUAAACACUUUUUUAUGCAUGUUUUUUUUUAAUACGUAUUUGUUUAGCUUUUGAGGGAAAUUUUAGUUCACUAGUUAACAGUAUUAGGUGUAGAGUGUUACACAAGGUUGUGUAGACUGACUGUAGUCUUCAGGUUUAAAUUGUUUAGUGUUACAGAUAGUUUGUGUUUAAUGUGUCAGGAUUGACAGUACUUUUGUCUACACUGGCACGAUGUGAGUUCAAAUGAUUACACCACACUUUGCACACACACACACACACACACACACACAUAUAUAUAUAUAUAUACACAUUAUUUAUUAAUAUAUAUAUAUGUAUGUAGAUUCAAAAUAUAAAUGUUUAGAAACAUCAAAAGCUGUAUGGUUUUUUGUCUUGUACUAGUUACAAGGUACAUCUAACAGCCAUUUUUACUUUCUCAAACAAGUAAUGUUAGUACAACUCUCUUUUCUAGCAAUUCUACAACAGAUAACAGUAUUAAUGUUGUCCAGUUAAUCGUUUUCCUUAAAGUUGUUGAGGUCUAAAAUGAAUGUGAUCCACAUUUUUAUUUGAAUAUGAAUGUUUAUUGGAUUUGAGUCUACUGAUUUUAAAGCAAGUCAAAUGAUCAUCUGACUGGGAAAAAAAGCUUUGGUCAGUGCAAUUGUAAUUUAAAUACAAUCUCAAUGCAAACAAAAUAAAAAGAUUCCUUUAUAAUUAGAA